This is a messenger RNA of Anopheles merus, 7762 nucleotides long. RefSeq names its product protein tweety-2-like. The transcript has 2 exons. Gene Ontology annotation, cellular component: plasma membrane. Lineage: Eukaryota; Metazoa; Arthropoda; Insecta; Diptera; Culicidae. The record is from RefSeq and is a predicted model, not a curated record. Gene Ontology annotation, molecular function: intracellularly calcium-gated chloride channel activity; volume-sensitive chloride channel activity. Bases 102 to 2669 code for a protein of 855 amino acids.
CUCCCAUGAUGGGUCCGAACAAUGGCAAAUAUGCUACCCUAAGUAAACAGUGCAAAACACUCGAAUCGAACGAUUUCUACUGAGAAUCGCCUGCCUGCAAUAUGUCUGCAGGCAGCAAUAAGCUAGAUAAGAAACUGACAGCAUCUACCGCAACAUUAUCCGACAAAGAUCCGCGUGACAUCUCCAACAAUGGGUUCAAUCGCUUCGACCCGAAAUAUGUCAGCAUCGGACCGAAAGCCAUCCGCAACACGGUCAACAACGUAACGGCGAACGUAAACAAGUGUGCUACGCUGCGUCACGGUGGGCGGUACGGUGGUUCGCUGAGCGUUAGCGCGGGUAUAGGUGGUGGCGGAAGCCAUCAUGGUUCGGCCGGUCUGGGUGGUGCUCGCUCGGGCACAAGCCCAAGCCCGAAUCUCAAAAACGUUCAGCAACCAAUGCUGAGCCACAGCCAAACGCAGCAAUACAAGCAGCACCAUCCGGAACACCAACUGUCGGCUUCCGGGACUGGGUCGGCAAACGCUGCCGGCGGUGGUGCAUCGGACCGCACCGAGCAGAAGCUUGCAAUUUCAACCGUAUCGAAAGAGUAUAGCCAGCAAUCGGCCUCUUACUCGUGUGCCACACUGCCGUACAAGAAGCCGGGCAGCGGGUAUACUGAAACGUCCAUUGCACCCUCACCAGUAACCACGUCAAUAUUGAAGAAGGAAAGCAAUCUCGAUAGCCAGCAUAACCAGCGAUACGCCCCAACGGUGUACAGUAUCGAUACUUCCGCCUAUCACCAUCAGAGGGAAGGCAGUGGUGGUGGCGGUGGCGGUGGGUUCCAUCAUCAUUCAUCCCAACCCUCACACCACCAGCAGUCGCUGGCGCAAGCUCAGCAGCAGUCUCAGCAACAGUAUCUACAGCAGCAACUGCAACAGCAACUGCAACAGCAGCAGCAACAACAACAACAGCAGCAACAGCAGCAACAGCAGCAGCAACUGCAACAACAACAACAGCAACAAACACACCACAGAUCGCUGUCCAGCACGAAUCAGUUGUAUCAGGAGACAGGCGCGGGUUCUGCAUUCGCCAGCCCACCGCCAUCGAUUGCGUCCACAGCGACGACCCGCUCGAAUGUGUCCAUCAUUAACCAACCACUGCCAGACAUUCCGACCAGUGCUGGUGGUGGUGGUGGCGGUGGUGGUGGUGGCGGUGGUGGAAGUAGCUCAAUCAAAAACAGCCAACAACCGCUUUGCGCCGCCACGCUGAACCAGUACCGUUCGCUGCAGCGACCGCACAAGCAGCAAACCGGCGGCAGCGGGCUCUCCACGCUAGCAACCCCGACGGGAAAACCGACCGUUCCACCCAAGGUGACCCCACCGAUGCUGCCACCGAAGAACCGGCACAAAGACGACGCACAGUACCAAACGAAGGCCGCAGCAAUGGCGUCCGGUUCGGGCGGGUCCGCAAUGACGCCGCCACUGCCAUCCUCCCGGCCACAGCAACCGUUACCUCAACCACCUCCACCGCCGCCAGCGCAAUCGCUUCACCAUCACCACCACAGCCAGCCGGGAGGGCAGCAAAGCAAGGCACAGUCCUACGGCGGCGGCAUGAGCAUCUCGAGCAAUUUCAACGCCAUCCAGCAGCAGCUGCAGAACCAGCUCCACUUCAAGCAGUACCAUCAGCUCACGCAGCAACCGUGGCAGCGCGAACAGCUGCCCCAGAAUGUAGCGAACAGCAGUAGCACGUUUGGCAAUUACGAGCGCCAACAGGCCGGGCACGGGACAAGCAGUCGCAACCGGUCGUACUCCGGGGGCAGCAGUAGCACCGAUCAGGCACCGCACUCCUCCUCCAAAUCGAGCAAUAUCGAGAAGGCCAAAAACCAUCAUCACUCGUCAUCCGGUUCGGCCCAGCCGGCACCCACCGGUGGAGGUUCGAUGGUGGCGAACUAUCAGACGCUUCCGAAAAAUCACCAUCAUCACCAUUAUCCACAACAGCAGCAGCAACAGCAUCAACAACAGCAACAACAACAGCAACAACAACAACAGCAACAACAUCAACAACAACAGUACCUACAGCAGGGUCAAUCAAAUUCGUUCGGUUCCACUAACAGUGGUGGUCAACAUCAGCCGCAACCGAAGAGCAUCCUCAGCAAAACACGUCCCAACGAAACGCGCGAACGGGAGCAGCGCGAGCGGGAACGCGAACAGCGGGAAAGGGAUCGGGAACGGGAUCGUGAUCACCACCGUGAACGGGACCGGGAUCGUGAUCGAGAUCGUGAUCGGGAUCGUGAUCGGGAUCGUGAUCGAGACCGCGACCGGGACCGUGAUCGUGAUCGUGACCGUGAUCGGGACCGCGACCGGGACCGCGACCGGGACCGUGAUCGUGACCGUGAUCGGGACCGUGAUCGGGAUAGGGAACGCAACCGUGAUCGCGAACAUCGAGAACGAGACCGUGAACGUGGGGAUCGGGACAGAGAGCAUCGCAACCGGGAGCGUGAGCGGGAAAAGGAUCCGGACCGGCACGGUGAGCAUGCCGAACGUAGCCACCAUCAUCGAACCAGCCACGAGUAUCAUCAGGACCCUAGCCACGGAACGCAGGCCAACAACAAAAACCCGAACGUUUACUACCGUUCCCUGCAGCGCGGCGGUCUGCAAGCCAAUAACGAUCUCUACUCUGUAACAGAAUUGUGAGAAAGGUUUGACUUUUAAGUUUGUUCUUAUGCUGCUUAAGUUCAACUUGUUCAUCUCCAUCCGACUACCACCACCACCACUACUACUACUAUUACUACUACUACUACUUCUACUACUACUACGAACAUAUGCUCUCGAUCGAUCCUUGGCGAUCAACUUUAAACGUGGGUUAUCGCGUUCGGUACGCCCUCUAGAGAGCAGGUUUCUCAUUGCGGCGUGUCGAUAUAGAUGCCCCCGUUUGGUAUCACCCGGAAACCUUUUCUAUGUCCAGCCUAGGAUGUUUUGUCGAAUCCAUUUACCCUUUCACUCGCGUUCUUAUAAAUUAUACCAAAAUUUCCGAAUUGAUAUAUAUAUGUCGAACAAAAAUCAAUGCUCAUACGUAACGCGACGUAGCUCGGGACAGCACUAGCACUUUCUCUGCGGCACCGAGAAAGCAGUCCUACCAGCAAUAGAAUAGUGAGAUAAGCAAAACACAAAGCAAAAUAAACGAAAAGAAAUUCAAUGCAAAUUUUAAUACACAACCUCGAUAGGAACAAACAUCGUGACAACAUAUAUAGUAAGCAACCCUAUAAUAGUAACGUGUUGCCUACGUUGCGACAUGUUCUCUGUUGUCUGGGUAAAAAGGCAUUUGUGGCCAAAACCAAGCAAACGAUUACAUGAAAUGCGAAAAGGAAAAAAGAAACUGUGCUGUUAUGAUGAUGCACCGGGCGGCAUUAGCGGGGAGAAGCGUAACAAAAAAAAAUUCUAACGAACCAAAAAAAAAAGAAAGAAUGAAAGAAUUCAACUCUCAAUUUUUACACCAGCUAUUGUUGUCAUGGGCAAUGUGUCACGCCACUCUUCUGUACAUAGAAAGCAAACAAAGGGAAAGGAGAAAAGCGGAAAAAAGACUCAAGCGGAGUGCGGAUACAUUUUACUGUUAAUGUUAUGAAUUACUGUCUUGUAAGACUAACGUAGUGCAACCAGAAAUUAAAGCAAAUCAUAUAAAUAGGAAAGAUCUCUUUACUCUAUCAAACACAAUAGAAACUUCAAAUUAAACUCGCCAAACAUAAGCAAACAAAUGAGACAAAACGGAGGGAGAAAGAGAAACGGUUUGCACAGUUAGGAAAGAACACACCCGAUAAUAGCUUUGUGAAGAACCAUUUCGAUCGAGCCACAUUUCUCCAAUGGAGCAAACACCGGUGGCGUAAAAAUAAUUUUUCUAACGAAUCAAACAAAUUUGCCAACAAGCGCAAGGCACACAAUUGCUCCGCACUUGGUGAGACAGUUUCAAGUCUUGGGAGUAAACUAUUGGAAACAAAAACAGCAAAUUCGAACCAUGAAAUGUUUUAACGAAUACCAGCAAUAUGGAAACAUAUUAAGGCGCAAAGUAGGAGACAUUAGGUAUGGGCAACCAUGAGUCCCCAUCAAUGGGUAUUCAUGGGACAAAAACGAAACGAACAUUGCACGUAAAAUAUUCUAAGCGAUCGAGCGGUCACCUUUACAAGUUGGCAAGUUAAGCAAUUACAAACACACAAAAACCUAUUUCUCGAUUUUUUGGUAGAAAAAUUCCUUUUUUUUUUUCGUUUUCGUCAAAGCAAAGCAUAAAUCUGUUGCUCAUAACUUCAUGUGUAUUUUAACCGUUUUUUCUUCUUUUUUCAUUCAUUUGUUUCAUUUAGCAUUUAGCUUCACUCCACUACCAAUUCAUUAUAUUUACCCUACUUGCGUCAGUUUUCUUAUCUAGCUUAUUUGUUGCCUUUCAAGCAUUUAGUUUGUUGUCUUAAGUUUAGCCUUUAAUCUUAUAUUGUUCCAAAUAAUACGUAGUCUGAGCCGUGGGUGCGUGUGUAUGCGCCUACACUAUGAUGCAAAAUACGCAAGGGUAAUGUUAGAAAGUUAGAAAUAAUGAAAACAAACAGAAAUUUUUAUACCAAAUCACGUUAAGAAAAAUGAGGGAAAAUUAUAUAGAUCUUAAAAAAUAAAAAUAAAUUAAGCGUAUCAAGCGCAUUCUCAUAAGCAUGUAUCAAUUCCACGAUAGAUGAGAGACUACUAGAGACCGCUAGCGCGGGAUUAGGGAUUAUUAGGUAACCGGUACACCCAACACAGCAUAUACACGAUCACAUUCACACAUACACCUAUUCAACCACACACUCCCAAGAAACAGGCAUAAACGCUACGAGCGCCUCUUGCACACCGGACAAGGUAGAAGGCAGGUAAUUAAAUACGAUGAUGCAUUAAUUAAUUCUCGAAACAAAUCAAAUUCUAAUCAUAGUUGAUGAUAAAAAAAAAUGAAAGACAAAAAACCAACCCAGAAACACAAGAAAUCUCGUUGCAAAAGCAUUACAUUCAAAAAGCGAUAGGCGCAUGUGUAUCGUGUAACAUUAAUAUUAAGCAUUAUUGAAAAAGCAUUACAACAAGCAUUAAAAACGUUACAACCGGAUAUAGACGAACAAGUUGAAGUGGAGUGACCGAAGCACAGCAAAUAAGGGAGAAGUGAGCGAGGAGAGUUAAUGAAGAAGAAAUGAUCGUUUGCACGUAAGCAAAGUAGUUUAGCUCUGUUAGUCAGUGACACAAGACACAACUGCCAUUUUUUCAAAUGGCCCAAUCCGUAAAAAGUCAUGGAAAAUAGGAACAGUAAUGGUCAUCCGAAGGUGAUGCUCCUUAGGUAUAUAGAAGGCUGUCGAAAGAGCAGGAGUUCUUCACAGCGAGGGAGGAAACCAUUCAGCUGGAAUACGCAUAAAACAAACGAAUCACGAAUGAGCUGUGGUCGAUGGAAUGGAACCGUGAAGCGCUGAAGCAGUUAGUGAGAGCAAACGCAAAAAACAAAACAAGCAAUGUUUCGAGAGAUAGUGCUGACGCUCAAUACGAAAUGGCGCAAAGCAGUUACACGAUGAUCGUGCCCAUACAACACAAUAGGUGGACGGUAUAGAAAACACUGCGUCGGCGAACAACUGAUGAUAACGCAAUGGUGAAGAAGACCGUAGGUAUUUGCAAGCAUUUUCAAGGGUCAAUUUACUACUGUAUAAGGGCGGCAGGGUAUGAAAUGUAAAAAAGCUAUUGAAAUCCUUAGUAGUUAAGUAAGAGGAGCUACAAUCAGCCAAAAGACAAACGAACGAACGAACGAACGAACGAGCGAUCGAGCAAGCGAGCGUAGUUGCGGAAGCUUUGGGUUUUAAUUGUUGGACAGCUCCCUUGUGGUUGGUUUUAUGUUUUUGCCACUUUGCUCUCUCAUCAGCAACCACACAACACUGUUUCGCGCGGCCCUUGCCGGCGUUGGUGCACCCUCAGGCGUGGCGUAGUAAUGUUACAGUAUUUUAAAUUGACUUCUAAACGCGGGCAGAAGUGAUACACUGCAUGUGGCCCGUGGCAAAUGACAAUGAUUUUACAACAGCUUCAGUUGAUUCAAGAUCGGCUUUUAAGACGAGAGGAUUGGCGCAAGACCGAAAACUCACCGUACCCGUAGUCUCAUCUCAUGAUGUAUGUGUAUGUGUGUGUGUAUGUAUUUUCUUUUUUUUUUAAGUUCCGCCUAGUAGACUGAAACUAAGAGUUAACGAUGCGAAAUGGGAAAGCAUGAUAGAGGGACUGGGGAGUGAACAUCCAGUGAAUGGGAUGGUGGGAACCACAAUGAUGAGUGUAAUUGAUGGAAUACGGCAGUGUUGUAAGCAAAGCAGUGAGGUUGGGGGUGGAGGGGGGAGGUUGUACUGUUGGGUUUUAAAAGCUAAAAUUUAACCAAUCCAUAGAUAAACCAAGUUUCCAAGUUUAUGCACCGCACUGGCAGCAACUUCCGUGAAUCUGUAAAAAAAGACAUGAAAAACCACACACCAACUGAGCUUUUCGAUAUCAGGCAACAAUUAAAUAUACAGGAAGCAAGCACACACACACACACGCCAUGUAUUAAUUUAGCAUCCGGUGGCAUUGUCUCACUCCUUUCGCGAGGGAAGGAUAAUAGAGUUUUUUUCCGUUACAACUGUCCUUUGAUUUAAAACCAUUGUAAUAAACCAGCAAAUAGUUUUCUGGUUUUGAAGCAAAUGAAAAAAAAACAAACACAAUAUUAAUUGGCUCAAAAGAGAGAAAAAAACUAUAGGCGAGCGACUCAGGCGCAUUAAGGUUAUGAAAAGAAAAAGGUAGAAAAAACGUAUAAAAAAUGUAACAAAACAAACAAAAAGAAGAAGAAGAAGAGAAUUAGCAAUUCCAGCCGCGGAAGCACUUGGUAAACUGUUUGAAGAACAUGUAGAUUAUGUCAAAACUUUUAGGACUUAUUAUAGUACAGUAAGCGUAAGAGAGAAGCAAGUAAAAGAGACGCAAACCUUGUUAAGCCAAGAGCAGCGCAAGUUUCGUUGUGCAGAUGGCAGUUGGAGGAGCAGGGCCAGAACGGAUGAUGUCCUUCGGCGGUAUCUGGAUAGCCUGGGGUCCCGGUUUUACACUGAGCAUAGACAUGGAAGGAGGAGCGAUUGAAGAGAGAGAGUGUGUGUAUGUGUGUGUGUGGGUGCGCGUUUGGUCGUUACAGUAGACCGAUUGUUUAUGCUGUGUGAUGUUGCUAGUUUAUGAAGGGUGCCAUCUUGAAUAGACAUGAACACAAAUAAUCGUAAUUUUAGGACACGCAGAAUGCGAAAGCACGUGCGCAAGUUUCACGACAGAAACGAGCAGGCGCACUAGUAUAGCAGCACUCGGGGUUCCGUUAAGUUUAAAUUUUAAGUGCUCGUUGUAAUUCGAUUUUUGGUUUGUAUUUUAGUAGUUAGUUUGUGUAUAGCUUUUAAGCUGAUUCAGUUUUAUGUUGCAACCGAUUUUUGUCGUGAUGAAGAAGAUGAACCAAGCGUUCGAACGGGGAGCGGACCGGAUUUCAAUUCAGCUGCAGCAUUGUGUGUUUUCCUUUUGUAUGUGCGCAUGUAAACCAGAGCCCCAGGCCGGUGCACGUGCCGGGUUCGGGGGUUUAUUUUUGCAUUAGUCAUUAGUAAAGGAAGCGAUAUUUAUUUCCUGUACAACUUCACUUGUCCGUGCAACACAUUGCCGUAUCGAUUAGUGUUUCAUAUUUAGUCAGUUUUACUUCCGCAAUGAAAUACACAAAACCACACAGAUACAAGAUUGUGAAAAGGAUUAAUAAACAAAUCAAAAUAAUUGAA